Colletotrichum destructivum is the source of this 2403-nucleotide messenger RNA. RefSeq names its product Putative major facilitator superfamily, MFS transporter superfamily. Gene Ontology annotation, biological process: transmembrane transport. Bases 955 to 2403 code for a protein of 482 amino acids. The record is from RefSeq and is a predicted model, not a curated record. The transcript has 3 exons. Gene Ontology annotation, molecular function: transmembrane transporter activity. Lineage: Eukaryota; Fungi; Ascomycota; Sordariomycetes; Glomerellales; Glomerellaceae. Gene Ontology annotation, cellular component: membrane.
GGGACGGCGGGCCCAAUGGGAUGAGGGGAUGGGGAUUCGCCGCACAAUGCGAGGCCAGAAAGACAACGUUGGAUGUGUUGCGACACUGGGACAAUCAGUCUGUCAUGGCUCCGGAUACUGAGCUUGCUUGCGCAUCAAGACAAAUAGAAAACUGCUAUGGCGAUUUCAACGGAAAAGCCACGCUUAUUCGAAGUCGAGAACACGAAUUUCAACAAGUUGCCGCUGGCUGUCGCACUGGAUAUCCGGGCCACGGAGUCGGUCGGAACCGGUCAGUGGGUCUUCUCAACCCGAAGCGCCGGGUCCGCGAGUGUCUCGGCAGCAAACGAUCGCCGAGACAUGGCUGGUGGCUCUUUGCCUUGGCGUGGCAUUCCAGUGGAGGGGCGAAGACGCAGCCCAAGAAACCGUCUUUUGGCGUUCUGAAGGCUUUUCGAGAUAUGUUCCACUCGAACACGACCAACGCCUCCGCUAAAGAAUUGGAGGGCUGCGGAAAGAAAGGAGAAGCCUCCAUGCCAUCUUUGAAACCCAUCCCCUACCCGCGCCACAGCGCUCCAUAUAACAACUGAAAGCCCACGACCCUGGACGCGAAUCUCAUGAGGUAGUGACAAGACGAUCGGGCUCAAUACAGACGCGCCCCUGAAUUCUAUUGGACCUCCCCUCAAUCCCCUCCUGCAGCAGGGUUUUAGCGUGUGCUCCAGCAUGUGCUUAUGUAGGUACGGAUGGGUUUUCUGUGUCUGCCAAUCGCCCUUGUACCGACAAGUCACCGGUAGGGCGUGGUGUGGAUUCGCGCCGAGACACUGACAUGAGCCCCCCAACCGCUGCAGCAAUUCGAGUCUUUAAAGCCGUUGCCCCAACCAUCUACAUACGACUUCCGGUUUUCCAACUUCCGGUUUUCGUAGGAGCAAUCGAAGGACCGGACAAGGGUUAGGGAACCGCAUUCAACCAGAAUUGCCCACCAUGUCGACGCAGACCGAGCUCCAACACCUCACCCCGGAGACACAGAUCCCGACCCCCGCAAAGACGCCGGCGACACCGCCGCCCCGGGACCCGUACUCGGCCGCCGAGUCCGGUAGUGGCAACGACAACGACAACGACAACGACACCGGCAAUGACCCCCACCGCGCGAGCCACGAGUUCUCCUCCCUCCCGCCCGUCGACGGCGGCAGGCGGGCCUGGCUCUUCCUCGCCGCCUGCUUCGCCGUCGAGAUGCUCGUCUGGGGGUUUCCCUUUGCCUUUGGCGUCUUCCAGAGCCACUACUCGACGAACCCGCCGUUCGCCGGCCAGCCCAACAUCGCCGUCAUCGGAACCUGUUCCAUGGGGAUCAUGUACCUCUCUGGCCCUGUCGUAAUCGGCCUCCUCCGCAUGUUCCCCCGCGAGUCCCGCCACGCGCCCAUCCUCGGCCUCAUCGUCAUGUGCGUCGCCCUCGCCGCCUCCUCAUUCUCCCGCACCGUUACCCACCUCAUCGUCACCCAAGGCGUCCUCUACGCCGUCGGCGGCGCCAUCGCCUACUGUCCCUGCAUCCUCUACAUCGACCAGUGGUUCGUCCGCCGCAAGGGGUUCGCCUAUGGUGUCAUGUGGUCCGGCACUGGCCUCGCCGGUGUCGUCCUGCCGCUCCUGAUGGAGCACCUCCUCGGCCGCAUGGGCUUCCGCACCACCCUUCGCCUGUGGUCCGGCCUGCUCUUCGCCCUCACGGCGCCGCUGGCCUUCUUCAUCAAGCCGAGGCUGCCCGCGUCGUCGACGACGCACGCGACGCCGGCGACGCACGCGCGCCCCUUCAGCAACCUGCGCUUCGCCCUGAGCCGCCCCUUCGCUCUGCAUCAGGCCGCCAACGUCGUCGAGGCGCUGGGCUUCUUCCUGCCGGGCAUCUACCUCCCCUCGUACGCGCAGUCCGCCCUCGGCGCCUCGGCCUACGCCUCGGCCCUGACGAUCCUCCUCGUUAAUGUCGCCUCCGUCGUCGGCUGCGUCGCCAUGGGGUCCCUCGUCGACCGCGUCUCGGCCCCGUCGUGCCUGAUGCUCGCCAGCGCGGGCGCGACGCUCGGCACGUUCCUCGCGUGGGGGUUCUCGUCGACCCUCGGCGUGCUGUACGCCUUCUGCGUCGUGUACGGGCUGUUCGCCGGCGCGUACACGUCGGCGUGGCCGGGCAUCAUGAAGGUUGUCGUCGAGCACGAGCGCGCGAGGGAGCGCGGCGUCGACCCGAGCAUGGUGUUUGGCAUGUUGGCCGCGGGGCGGGGGAUCGGGAACGUCAUCUCGGGCCCGCUCAGCGAGGCGCUGAUCAGGGGUGCCCCGUGGAAGGGGGAGGCUGGGUUCGGGUACGGCAGCGGCUACGGGACGUUGAUCGUCUUCACGGGUGUCACCGCGCUCGCGGGGGGAGCCAGCUUCGUGUGGAAGAGGCUCGGGUGGAUGUGA